Messenger RNA from Cydia fagiglandana, 6646 nucleotides. RefSeq names its product potassium voltage-gated channel unc-103-like. Gene Ontology annotation, biological process: potassium ion transmembrane transport; membrane repolarization during action potential. The record is from RefSeq and is a predicted model, not a curated record. NCBI's taxonomy places the organism in Eukaryota, Metazoa, Arthropoda, Insecta, Lepidoptera, Tortricidae. The coding region runs from base 836 to 3727 and encodes 963 amino acids. Gene Ontology annotation, cellular component: plasma membrane. Gene Ontology annotation, molecular function: inward rectifier potassium channel activity. The transcript has 18 exons.
GCCGCGGCAGCGACCUCUUGCGCCAGCCCCACAGUCCUCCCUCCAGUUUACGUCCGGUGACCACGCUGACGGACUCCGCCGUUUCUUACACUGCCAUCCAAUUGUUAUCCAAAAUCGUUCCUGGGCCGGGCGCCUCCAGAGAACUCGGACGCGAUCUUUAACGCUAAACUACCACGCAUUUAUACAAUUUAUUAUACAUUACAAAUUCUAAAGUGAAAACAUACCUUAAAAUAGUCAAGCGCUUAAUCGAUCGACCGCAUUGAAAAGUAAAACUGUUAUUAUCGUUUUGCAGACGAGCUUUGCGGUUUUUGUUGCACUGCGAUAGGCGUUUAAUGCUUUAUUUACACACAUUGAGAUGUGUGACCGAAUCUAAGAAAUAAACCAGUGCGUCGUCCCGUGCUUAGUUGACUCAGUGGAAGCUCAGGCUGUGUUCAGUGCGUCAAAGCUCGAGAGCGUUUCGUUGUCGUUUCUUUACUUGCGCGCUUAAGCGAUUAUUUUUCCGUUUGUUUAAUCUUUAUUUUGAUUUGCUUUAAUUGUGAAAAACGCGAUCCAUGCUUGGAGUUAUGACUACCAUGAACAAAAAAACUUGAAAGCGUAUAAAAUCAGUUCAGUUUCACUGUUCUGGUCAUUAAGCAUUCGGGAUUUAAUAUCCUCUAGAAACCAAAGAACACUUAAUUUGUGAGUACUUGGAGAGACGAGUCACGCAUCUAUGCAAAACUCGGCAAUCGCUUUACUGGAGUCGGCCACGGCAUUCGAGAGGGCGGUGCUGGAAUGUGAGCACCUGGAGGCGUCCGAGUUCGGGGGGUUCCGGUGAGAGCGUUGGCGCGGCAGCGGUAUGGAAGAGCGCGGGCCCCCCGACAUGCCGCUGAUCGUGACGCCGCCGGGCGCGGGCGCCGGCGCCGCGCUCACCACCUCGCGGCGCACCGCAUCCGCGCGCGGCUCUCGCGACGACCAGCUGCCCUCCGCUUGGCGCUCCUCAGUCCGUGUGCGCGACACCGGUUUCCGCGGCUCGCGCAAGAGCGUCGUACGCCUCGAACCACCCUGUAAUGGUCUCAACGGGCUACCCACUAUCGGCAAGGAGGUACUGUCACUGGGUACGGCGGCCGGCCACAAGGGGACUACUCAGCCUUCUCCCCCCUGUACUAUCCUUCACCAUUCUCCUUAUAAGGCCGCUUGGGAUUGGUUGAUCCUAAUAUUGGUCAUCUACACUGCAAUAUUUACUCCAUACGUGGCCGCGUUUCAACUUAAUGAGCCUGACUUCGAUAAACGCUCGCGAAGCUUUGGCGAGGAUCCUAUUGUCAUUAUUGAUAUGAUUGUGGACGUGACCUUCAUAAUCGACAUUUUGAUAAAUUUUCGCACUACGUAUGUGAACGUGGCCGACGAAGUGGAGUCUGACCCGGCCAAGAUCGCCAUGCACUACCUGCGCGGCUGGUUUCUCAUCGACCUGGUGGCUGCCAUCCCCUUCGACCUGCUGCUCUUUGGCACGGACACCGACGAAACGACGACGCUCAUCGGUCUGCUGAAGACAGCGCGCCUGCUUCGGCUAGUGAGGGUGGCGCGCAAAAUUGACCGGUACUCCGAAUAUGGCACUGCCGUCCUUCUCCUGCUUAUGGCCACUUUUGUGCUCAUUGCGCACUGGCUAGCAUGUUUGUGGUAUGCUAUAGGCAGCUGGGAGCGUCCUCAGCUUCACGCUCCUAUUGGCUGGCUGGAUGCUCUCGCUAACGAUGUCCAAGCGACUUACGACAAUUCUACUGGCCCCUCUAUGAGAUCUCGAUACAUCACCGCUCUGUACUUCACUUGUACAUCUUUGACGAGUGUCGGUUUUGGGAACGUCGCUCCAAACACCGACAUGGAAAAGGGCUUCACAAUAUUCGUGAUGCUGGUUGGAUCUCUCAUGUACGCCAGCAUAUUUGGAAACGUAUCGGCGAUUAUACAGCGACUGUAUUCAGGGACUGCUAGAUACCAUACACAGAUAUUAAGAGUGAGAGAAUUCAUUCGAUUUCAUCAGAUUGCGAAUCCACUGCGACAGAGGUUAGAAGAGUAUUUCCAACACGCAUGGAGCUACACGAAUGGCAUCGAUACCUCGAGCCUGUUAAAAGGAUUCCCGGAGUGCCUUCAAGCAGACAUAUGCUUGCACCUUAAUCGCAAUCUACUCGCCAAUUGUUCCGCUUUUGACGGUGCUAGCCCCGGUUGUCUAAGAGCACUGUCCCUGAGGUUUAAAACUACGCACGCACCACCGGGCGAAACAUUAGUUCAUCGGGGUGACGUCCUCACCUCUCUUUAUUUCAUUUCAAGAGGAUCUAUAGAAAUUUUAAAAGAUGACAUCGUUAUGGCUAUUUUAGGCAAGGACGAUAUCUUCGGUGAGAACCCAUGCGUGUACCCGACCGUCGGGCGCAGCAACUGCCGCGUGCGCGCGCUCACCUACUGCGACCUGCACCGGGUGCACCGCGACGACCUGCUCGACGUGCUCGACUUCUACCCGGAGUUCCGCGCUUCCUUCGUCACCAAUCUCGAUAUAUCCUACAUCAUGCGUGACGAGGAGCUGGGUGGCAUCGAGCCUCGACGGCGCAUGCGCUACGAGAACCCGUGCGAUGCGCGUCUGCUGCGCGAGGCAUACGCGCGCACCACUCGGCGCCCGCACACAGAGACUUUCGCCGAAAAGGUGGACUCGCAGUGCAGUGACGACGACACGGAGUCCCCGCCGAGCCGGGGCAUCCUGGAGUUCUCGGCGGAGAAGGCGGGCCAGGACGUCACCCCGCUCAACUUCAACUUCUCCAAGCAGCGCUCCACCACGCUCAACUCCAUCACGGGCAUGCUAGCGCAACUUAAACGGAGCUUCCCAGACCUGUACCACCAUAAAACACAUCAGCCGCUGCACAACAAGUACUCCCAAUCUACGCCGCAAACUUAUAGAAGUAGAGCAGGUGUCAGGCGGCAAUCGUCAGUGGGGCCACUGAACGACACCUCGCCGCUGACUGGCGGGGCGGGAGCGGGGACGGGCGCGGGGGAGGCGGCGGUGAGCACGCCCGCGCAUAGCGCCACGCUGCCCGUCUCCAGCCUCAGCACCAACCCCAGCUCCUACUACACGAAUGCGUCUCCCAGCCCGCCUGCCGUGCCCGCGCCGCCUGCGCCCGUCCACAUCUCCUGCGACGACAUCCUCACGCCGGCGGCGCCACCGCCCACUGCACCCACGCCCUCUUCUAGAUCUGCGCCUCAUUCCGCCCUUAACCUGCAUCAAGCCGGGCGUCCUACAGCGCUCAUCUUCACAGCCGAACGCCAAAACGCCUCUUUACAGGAUAGUAUUUCACCUCAAUAUCAGAACGUGGGGACCGCGGCCACGGCCGCGUCGGUAGCGACGGUUCUGACGAGACUAGAUGAGCUGAGCCGUCGAGUGGCCACACUGGAAAGCGGUCUUACCGCUGACGUGCGUCGGAUUCUGCACCUUUUGCAGACACGAGACCAGGCGCCGCAUCAGAACUCUCAACCGGUGCACACUCCAUCGCAACCGAUUCAAAAGACCUCAUUGUCCGUGCCACAUGAUAAUCAAUGGGAUUGGAAUUGGAACGGUGACCGCGAGAAGGGUAGCUUACGGUGCGGUCGCGGUGAGCGCGGCGGGCGAACAGAACGCGAGCGCACGCCGGUAGUGCAGCGGUCGGCGUCUGAGCCGCAUGCGCCCGUGCCGCCGGUGCUGCCGCCACCCCCGCACUCGCACUCCUUCUAUAGGUAGUGGGAGGCAGGCGAGACGAGCGCUUCCCGCUGCCGGCGCUCGACGCGCUCGCUCGCCGAGUCCGCGUCGUGCGGCUCGCUGGCCGGCGCGCCCGCGCCCCCGCUGCCGCGCGCCCGCUUCCACUUCUGCAGGCGCAUCAUGCGCGCGCGCCAUGAUGACGCUCGCGGCUUCCUCUGAAGCCGUUCCGGCCCCCACCAUGGACCAAUUUUGUACUUCCAUUACAACUAAAUAAACACGUCCUCGCACCGUGCGAGCGGGUGGAUACACUCGUACCAAGUCCAUUUGUAAUAAAGUCUAGUACUAAUAUAUCUCAAAAACCGAUUAGUACCUAAAUUAAAAAAAAUACAUGCAGUGACACGCUCUGUUGAUGGUAGGCACCUAAAAACUCACGGGCUGGAGCUAAUUGAGGAAGCAUCUUUGUUAUGUGAUGUAGCAGAAGUGUUACGAUUAGUGGUGAAUAAGGUAUUUAUAUAGUACCUAAAACUGAGUGCUUUAUGUUUUGUUGGUUUUUAAAUGGCUUAUAAGAAAGCUCUUUACACAAUAAAAUUAAGUGUGCAUACUUAAAUAAAAUGAAAUGACAUAUACAAUAGCACUUAUUGGACAGUAUUAUCCGUCGACAUGGUGACCAUUUAUGAGGCUUACUACCAGCAAAAAAUGUAAAAGUUUCAAAUUAUUUAAGGUUAGGUAAAUACAUGUAAUAAUUUUAGAUGUCAGCUGAUCAGAAUGAGGCUAAUAAGACUGAGAGACUACGUAACUACCGUGAACUUUUCCGGAAGCGAGGAACUAUAAACGCUUUCUACCCGUCCUUGCUUCUUGCCUUUACAUAUAGCUAGGUAAAGCCUUCUUCUCUAUGGUAAUACUUAUGUGCAAAUGAAGUUCAUUUCGCAUAUAACGUAUACUCGUAUUAACCAAAGAUGUCUUCAAAGAUGCUUACAUACUCUAACAAUAUGAUAUGAACAUAUUUUUUACUUCUAAACUCUAUAAUUUAAUGGCUAAUCUUAAAACCUCACCUCUGUGAAUCACGGUUAUCUGACCUACCUACCCGAUAAAAAUAGCAAACAAGUUACCAUACGAGUAUGUUCAUAGAAGUAGGUAUGUUAUGAUAACCCAGAGACUACAUACGUUUGAGUACAGACUCUAAGGCUCCGACGAAAUUUAAAUCAAAGUGCAUUACUUAUUUAAUUAUAAGGAACUAGAUAACCACCCUUCCGUUCGGCGGGAACUAGGCGCAGGCGCUCGCGCCCCUGCGGUGGCAGCUCAACAACACUUAUGUUCUAAUUUAACCUAGUUACGGGUACAUUAAGAAAUUGCCAAUAAUAUGUCAUAUAAGCAAUAAUAAAUCCAUCAUACUUUAAGGGUUCACUGUGAAUAUUACAAUCUUAUUUAACAUCUGUACCUAAUAAUUUAAUUUAAGAAAACAGCUAGAACUAUUGCUAUACUUACCUACAUACUAGGUACAAUGAUUACUUAGUUCUUACUACCUGUAUUGUAUUGUUACUAGUAACAUAAAUCUUCUAAGUGAUAUCAACAUCAGCUAUGUAGGCACUAAUAACAAAUAUAGACUACCCUUUUUAAUUAUAGAUAUACGCUGUACUAAAUAUUUUCAACCAGUAGGUAGGUACAGGAGGUGCAUUUUGAUUGUUAUAACAGGUUAUCAAUUUGAUUUGGAUUUGUUAGGGAUAUGAUCAGUAAUUGCAAAAGUGGCGAUUCUUGUUGAAGAUCAUCAGAAUACACCUCUUGGUAAUAAUAAGUUUCACAUCAGUCGAGCACGAGAGCUUUGUCAAAAAAGUGGGAGCAAAUCAAGGAAUUUGUGUUCUGGUCCUGCCAAUAUUUUUGUCGUUCAUAGAAAACUUCCAAAGCAUGGAAAAAUAAUUACAUAUUUUCGAAAGUUUAAGAUGAUAAGUUCACGGGAUUUCGUUUUCGGUUUUCGACUAUAACUACAAUAAAAUUAUCCUAACAUACAUACAUAAUAUUUAACCUUAGAGAUUCCGAUUGUUGACAUAAGAUCGGGUAUGAGACUACCCUAGUAAGUAUGCACGUAUAAAAUAAUACCUACCUACUUACUUGUUGUGUUCCUGUGGGAUGUUAAAAUUACUAUAUUUAUUCCUGUUCGAAUUUCAUUUAUUUUUGACAAUAUGUGCUCACAAUAUAAGCGGUAGCAAUCAGUUCAAAGAAACUGAAAUUAAUUAGACGGUGAUAAAUUUUUCUUGCAAAACAUUAAGUACAUCUGGUUUUUUGUUGGUACAUAGGUAUAUUAAUUGGUCUACGUAUAGGAUAAUUGGAUUAAAUAAAAUAUAGAGAGGAAGUACUUAUCAAAAAUAAAUGUGGAAUACAAGAAUGAAUUCCGCGUACCUUCCUACGUUAAAACUGUGAUGUUGCUGUCUGACUCGAGCCAGGGUCACCACCCGCUAGAUUAAAACAUAUCUUGAAUAUGAAUUUAUGAAUGCUAAGGGUGUAGUACGGUUGGAAGCGAAUCAGAAUGAUUCCUUAGUGUUUAAGUUGACAAUACUAAAUUUAAAAAUGUAUGUCUCCACAUUGGUUUUUACCUCCACUUAACAGUGAGUUAAAUUUGAAAGAUUUUAAAUAUGUAAAUUAUAAAAUAGGAAUAAUUAAAAAAAUAUAUUAGAGCUUUGCUACCCAUAAGCUUCAACAUUUCACCAAACAAAUAAAGCGAUGCCUACUGUUGCUUUAUUUAUGAAUAAUUAAAUAAUGUAUAUAGGUAGACAUUAUAGGUUCGUAAGUUUGUCAAUUGCCGUCUCGUCUGUCACUACCAUAGUUUUCUCUUUCAUUUGACUCAUCGUUAUAAAACAUUAAUAUGUAUAUUAUAAUUGCCAACUAAACAGUGAUACGUUGUAAAGUGUACCUAGUUGAUUAUCCAAAAAUGUAGCUAAUCACGUUAUAAAUAGCUUUACACUCUUA